Coffea eugenioides is the source of this 2513-nucleotide messenger RNA. Its product is annotated as G-type lectin S-receptor-like serine/threonine-protein kinase LECRK3. Gene Ontology annotation, molecular function: protein serine/threonine kinase activity; ATP binding. The record is from RefSeq and is a predicted model, not a curated record. Bases 1 to 2424 code for a protein of 807 amino acids. NCBI's taxonomy places the organism in Eukaryota, Viridiplantae, Streptophyta, Magnoliopsida, Gentianales, Rubiaceae. Gene Ontology annotation, biological process: protein phosphorylation. The transcript has a single exon.
AUGGCCUAUGUGUUCUUGAUCCAUCUCACAUGCUUCACACUUUUCUGCCCAUUUCAUAUUUUGGCUCAAAAUAGUGGCCUUGUUUCUGUAGGCAGCAUUCUGGCAGCAAAUGAAUCAUCCAUUCCAUGGCUUUCACCUUCUGGUGAUUUUGCAUUUGGCUUUCGGCAACUUCAGGACAAAGAUAUGUUCUUGCUUUCCAUCUGGUAUGACAAAAUACCAGAUAAAACUGUAGCCUGGUAUGUAGGUUCGUUAGGAAAUCCAGUGCCACGAGGAUCUACAGUAGAGCUUCAAGCUAAAAGGGGGCUCGUGCUACGUGAUCCUCAAGGUCAAGAUAUCUGGAGUAGUGCUACUAUAUAUGAUGAGGUGAAUUAUGGUUUUAUGAAUAAUACAGGCAACUUUAUCAUUAUGGCCAGUAAUAAUUAUACAAGGCUGUGGGAAAGUUUCAGGUUUGCAGUUGAUACAAUAUUGCCUUUGCAGAGGCUAACUUAUGGAAGUGUUCUUUAUUCUAGACAGUCUGAAACCAACUUCUCCAGGGGAAGAUUCUCUCUUCGCUUUCAUCAAGAUGGGAAUUUAUUACUUCGGGUUGGCAGUGUUCCAAUUUUGGAUGCUAAUGCUGUGUAUUACAGUAGUCAGACUUCUGAUGCUGUGAACCCAUUGAAUUCUGGCCAAUUUGUCAUGUUUGAUAGCAAGGCCUCCAUGUAUAUUCAGAUGAGGAAUAAUCAAACUAUGCAACUUACCCCCUUUGGGAUCCCACCAGUUUCAGAGAAUUAUCACAGGGCAACUCUGGAUUUUGAUGGAGCCUUCACCCAUUAUUUUCAUCCAAGGACCUUCACUGGCAAGCCAAACUGGACUGCUUUCUGGGCUAUCCCAGAAAAUGUAUGCACUGCAAUGGAUGGAACUAAGGGCAGUGGAGUAUGUGGAUAUAACAGCGUCUGCAGCCUUGUAGGCAGAAAACCUGUUUGUGAGUGUCCACAAGGGUAUUCUCUGCUUGAUCCGAACGACAAGUAUGGUGGCUGUACACCAAACUUUAAUCAAAGUUGUGAUGAACUUGAGCAGCUCCCUGUUGAGGAUAAGUAUGACAUUUUGGCAGGCAGUGACAUUGAAUGGUCGAAUAAAUCUGAGUAUGAGGUAGUAAAUCCAUCUACAGAGGCCAGAUGUAGAAAAGCAUGCUUGCAGGAUUGCUUAUGCGCUGUUGCUGUUUUGAGAAACAGUAGUUGCUGGAAGAAGAAGCUGCCACUAUCUAAUGGGAGAAGUGUCACAAAUAUCAAUUCGAAAGUUUUCCUGAAGUACAGUAAAAGUGAUCUUCCACGACAACCACAUAAUCUGUAUCCAGCAUCAGCCCGAUCGAAGGAUCGAGAAAAUCUUAUACUUGUGGAAUCAGUUCUUCUUGGCACUUCUUUGUUGCUUAAUAUCGUAAUUAUUGGUGCUAUUUGUUUUGGUUUUCAAGUAAUCUACCAAAAUAAUAAGUUAAAUCUUCAUCCAAGUAAAAAUGGUGUGGAAAUAAAUUUGCAUUGUUUUUCUUACAAAAAGCUGGCUGAAGCUACAAAUGGAUUCAGGGAAGAAUUGGGCAGAGGAUCAUUUGGAAUAGUGUAUAAAGGUGAGAUAAAAGUAGGCUCCAUUAAGGACACUGUUGCAGUGAAGAAGCUGGAUAGAGUGGCUCAAGAUGCAGAGAAGGAAUUUCUUGCAGAAGUAAAUACAAUUGGCCAGACAAACCACAAGCAUUUGGUACGUUUACUUGGAUUCUGUUACGAAAAGCAGCAUAGGUUACUGGUUUAUGAGUAUAUGGGGAAUGGCACACUUGCAAGCCUCCUUUUUGGUAAAACAAUACCGAGCUGGAAACUAAGGACCCAAAUUGCCACAGGGAUUGCAAGGGGACUUGUAUACCUGCACGAUGAAUGCAGUUCUCAGAUGAUCCACUGCGACAUAAAGCCUCAGAACAUACUUCUUGAUGAUUACUACAAUGCUCGAAUUUCUGACUUUGGAUUGGCAAAACUUUUGCAGAUUAAUCAGAGUAGAACACUCACAAAUAUCAGAGGAACGAGGGGAUAUGUUGCUCCUGAAUGGUUCAGGAACACUCAGAUCACUUCUAAGGUUGAUGUUUAUAGCUUUGGUGUCCUGUUAUUAGAGAUCAUAUGUUGCCGAAGACAUGUUGAGGAUGCUGACAUUGGUGAAGGAAGAAAUGCAAUCUUAACUGAUUGGGCUUGGGACUGCUUCCAAGAAAGAAGAUUGGAUGCUUUGGUAGAAAAUGAUUUUGAGGUUUUAGAAGACAGGAUGGAGCUAGAAAAAUAUGUUAAGAUUGGCAUUUGGUGCAUUCAGGAAGACCCAUCUCCUAGGCCUACAAUGAGGAAGGUAAGCCAUAUGCUUGAAGGAAUUGUGGAAGUUAUGAUACCCCCUUGUCCCUCUCCUUUCUUCUCUACUAUCUGAGAGAAUUUGUUCAACUAUUUGCCAUGGCCUGUAUUAUCUUACUUUUAUGCAUUGAUCUACUUUUAAUUGGCAAAUUGUAUUAAAUCUCA